GGGGUCCCGAACAGACCCGGGAGAAGUGUGUGACUGGGCCAGAGGUAGGAGUUCGUGGCCAGGGCGCGGGUGGCAGGCGACGGUGGGCGUGGACAGGCACUUUCAGGACUGGCAUGAGUGGAAGGGGACGGGGGCCCCAGAGUUGGAGUUGGCGCAUCAUUUGAGAGUUGCCAGGUCACUGAUGACAUGGGUCGAUGAGUCAUGAGAUUUGGAGAUAGCGGACGCCUCUCCUGGCGAUCAGUUCUGAGUGAUGGAAAUACAAAGGGUUUGGUGAUGUGGCUUGGAGGCCCUGUCCUGGGGCACCAGGUGCCCGCCCUGGCGAGGGCCUUUGGGAGGCGUCCCAGAGCGCUGGAAUUCGGAGGCUUCAGCCUGGGGUGGGGUUAAGGCAGGUCUUUGUGGCGGUCAGUUCCCUGCCUUCCUUCCUUUCCAGACUGUCAGGAUUCAGCUGUGUUCCUGGGGGGAGUGGGUUAAAAAUUCCUUCGGCCUACAGUCAGCUUUCCAGUAUCCACCAGGGGCAGGAGGGACAUGCACAUGCGUGACUGCAGCAGCCUUCUCUGUCGCGAAGCCCGCAUGCUUCUUGGCCGUUGCCAUAGUAACGGCCUAUUGAUGGUGUAUUUAUAGGGGGAGAAGCCGGCUUCAAUUGGGGGGUGGGAAUGGAGGGAGAGGAGGCCCCAUGGCAGCAGCAGUGGGCAAUGCCCUGUGAGCUGUUUGGGGAGUUCCUGACUUGUUGGAAGCUUAAGAAUGAACUAAUGACUUUUGCAGGUGUCAGGAUAACACACGCAGGGCUGUGCUAUGUGUGGGUGCGCAUGCACGGAAGUCAGGCAAGUGAGACACUGGCUGAGGGAGCACGAUGGCAGUGUUUCUGGAGGCCAAGAAUGCGCAUUCGGUCCUGAAACGGUUUCCUCGCGCCAAUGAGUUCCUGGAGGAGCUGCGGCAGGGUACCAUCGAGCGCGAGUGCAUGGAGGAGAUCUGCAGCUACGAGGAGGUCAAGGAGGUGUUUGAGGACAAAGAGCAAACGAUGGAGUUCUGGAAGGGGUACCCGAAUGCUGUCUACUCAGUGCGAGACCCCGCGCAGAGCUCAGACGCCAUGUACAUGGCGGUGCCCCUUCUGGGGGUGGCGUUGCUGAUUGUCAUUGCCUUGUUCGUCAUCUGGAGGUGCCAGCUGCAGAAGGCCACACGCCAUCACCCCUCCUAUGCUCAGAACCGGUACCUGGCUAGUCGUGCUGGGCAUAGCCUCCCCCGUGUCAUGGUGUACCGGGGCACUGUGCACAGUCAGGGGGAGGCCUCUGGGCACCGGGAGGCAGGGAGCACCCCGCAGGUGGUGCUGGGGCCCAGUCGGGGGGGCAGAACAACGGUCCGGCUUGAGAGCACCCUCUACCUCCCUGAGCUCACUCUCUCCAGACUGUCCAGUGCCACCCCGCCCCCCUCUUACGAGGAGGUGACUGCCCCCCAGGAGAGUGGCAGUGAGGAAGUGAGCAUCUCUUACAGUGACCCGCCCCCAAAGUACGAGGAGAUAGUGGCUGCCAGCGCUGGCUCAGACAAGUAGCCUCCUUCACGUGUCUCCUAUUUUCUUGAAAAAAUAAUUUGAGACUGUGCCACCACACAAGAGCCUUAGCCUCCUGGUUGCCAAAUAAUUUCCUAAUUGUGGUUCCUUUGGAAGUCAGUUGUCAGAGACAGACAGGGUGGGGAGGGUGGGGCGUAGGGACUGGGCCUAGGCCAAGGUCCCUGGAGAGGAGCCAUGGUGCUUCCCGAAGCCCACCCUCUCCCCACCUUCCUGCUCACCCCACCCCACCCCACCCCUGCCAGGGACUGGCUUCUCUUAUGCCAAAGGAUCAGCCCCGUUGAGUGUGGCCAUGAGGCUGGCUGAAGGCCUGUGUGGUCUGGAGCCAUGGGUCCCAGAGGCUGAGGAGAGAAGCCAACCCUUCAACACCCCUUCUCCUCAACAGGGACUAAAGAUUGAGAAGGAAGAAAAGUAAUAAUAGAUCCAUAAAAGAUAAACCCGGUAAAACAAAACAAUAGAAACUAGGCCAUUCCUAGGCAGACAAGGAAAAGUGCACAGAUCUGUGCCAGCCUCUCGCCCCAAUACAUACCCACCUACUCCUAACCAGGUUGAAAGAACACCUAGAGCAUCCUGGAAGGAGGAUGGGAUAUGUGGAGGGCAAGGAAUUGGGCACUGGAUGGCAGAGCCACCUCCUCCGGAUAGUCCAAGGGGCCCAUACAUAUUUUGCUGUCCUGGAGUGUGGCUCUGGCUCCAGACCCUAGGACCAACUGUGCUAAAACUACUCCCCACUGGAUUGAACCCAGUCAUUGCCCCAGAGCCAUGGGGAGAACUCAGACUGUUGGCCGUGGCCUCUGAAUGGUUGGAUUUUAUCUCCAAUUGCUGGGUAAGAUUUGCCCCCCCCAAUCUUGCCGCUUGUCCCCACGACUGAGAGGACGAAUAUGUUAGCUAUCUGGCUAGGCUUAAGGGUAGAGUCUGGGGCAGAGAACUGAGGUUUUCUCCUUGUGAGGUUUAAUUGGUCCAUAAAGAGAUUAAAUCCAUGAGCAUGGCCUCCUCAGCACUGUUCUCUCUGGCUUUGACCUUUCCAUGCAUUGGUGUGUUGCAUUUGAACUUCAGAUUGCUGAUUUUCCUGUAAGGAUGGUGCCCACCUGGGGAGAAGAUCCUCAAGUGUCCCUGUUUUCUGAUUUCUUUGUGGGGUGGUGGGGGAAGCCCAUGACCCAUCCAGGGUUUCUCCACUCUUGCCGGGUGCUGGGCUGUUUUCAGUGACCCCUUUCCACGUCCCGGGAGCUGUCACUCUCUCCAUUUCUGGGAGGCCUGGGACAGCAGUGCAGCAGAGGUGACCUGCCCUUUAAGUGUCAAUGACACAGCGACCCUGUCGACACCGCCUCCCCACCCCCCAUCUCUACCCUCCUGGCCUCAGCACCAAACCAUUUCUCCUCUGUGGUGCUUUAAAAAAUGUAGCAAAUUCUUGUGGGGCCCAAAAGAGUGCAGAGCCCACCACAACAGUUUAAAGCACAGUGAGUGGACAAGCUUCCUUCUGUAGAGGGAGCUCUCCGAGGCUGGUGUUGGGACUUGUUCUUCAAAUGCAGCCCGAUCUCAAGGCCACCGAUGGCUUCAGGGGGCUCCUCCACUCCUGGGGACCUGCUUCUCCACCCUUCCCCCUACCUCACGGGCCGAUCGGAGGCUGACUGAGCGAAUGCCUACAAAGUGCUUGAAGUACCAGGGAGCCAGGAUGAUCCUUCUAGAAAGGUGUAGGUUAGAGGGGACGUCUUAGCUGAAGCCCUCAUAUGCCUCUGAGGGGCUUGGGGGUCCCAUGCUGAAAACGUUGAUCAACCUGGUGAGUUGAUCUACUGCCAGUGGACCCAGAGGUCCUGACAAGGGGUGACAUUCCAACUUCCCUUCCUUCCGGGAGCAUGUGAGAAGACACUGCCUCUGCUGUGCUGGCAGCAGGAGCCUGGGGUGCAGUCGAGUGGAGGUUGGCUGGGUCAUUGUGGUCUCUGGCUCAGGUGCUUGAUGGCUGUUGUUCUAAGUGGGAUUGAUGCCGCAGUCUUGGCGACAUUGGGAGAAAUUGCAAAUUGUAGAAAAAAGACUGUACAGUACCCAGCCAGCAUAACUCCUUGUGGUGCACAUUUGUGUUUUAAGAAUGCCCUGUACAUAUCUUUUAACUCUGUCUUUGUACGGACAUUGAUUUGAUAUGAUGUUAAUGCUUUAAGUAACCACAUUUUUGCUGUUAAGGGGCUUUUGUGUGUGUGUGUGUGUGUAUCCGUGUGCACACAUGCGUGUCGCCUGUUCUCACAUGCUUAUCAGAAAUGAUAGCCAAUGAGCGGCUCCAUUUCUGCCAGGAGGGAUCUGGCUUAAAGGCAGCAUCCUGGGCAAGGAAAGCUGAGGUUAGCUGUGGGAACCCCCCAGGCCACCGCCUCCUGCCCACCCUCACCGGGACCCUACGUUCCCACAUCCCUGCGGGCAGCAACAACUGAAGAAAAUCUGGGAUUUCCUUUUUUUUUCUUUUUUUUUGGUUGAAGGAUGUGUGACUAUCGACUGCAGAAAUGUUGUGGCUAGUUACUUAGAUAUUUUUCAUUUAAAAUAAAAGGCUUUCAAAAAUUCCUUGAAACAAAUAUAACUGCCGGUCCUUUUAAACCAAAAACUUGUCAAGACUUUUUUCAAUAAGAAUCGCCAUCACGUCCCUUGCCCUCCGCCCAUCGCCUCAGUUUUCAAAAUGAAAUCACAGGAGAAGGCGUUGGGAGCACACUCGCCCCACACUUGGGCUCCCACUGCCGUUCACGUGGAUUCCUUCCAGUGCUCUGGAAAACGGAACCCGGGAAUCUACCCGGUUUGUUGGACACUCCCUCAUGCUCCAGUCCGAGAUGGGAAGCUUGGCUGCUUUUCAGCGUGAGGAGCAUCGAGGCUCCAUUUCAGCCUUGUGAAAUGCCCGUUAAGGAACAAACACAUCCUCCCCACUGAACUCGAUCAGUAUAAUUAGCUAAUUGCAAAGGACCGUAAUCAGACUGCCUGCGACUGCUGUCGAACCAUGUGAAUUUGAAGCCCCAUAAUUCAAAACUCAGAGUAAAUCACCACACGAGAUGAUUCACAGUAUCUGCGAUUCUUGCCGAGUAAAAAUAUUCAAGGUAUUUUUCCCUUUCGCACAUUUUCAGGGUCUUAUGUGUAAGAGGAAUCCAGUUCAAACCAAGUACCUUUUUCAGACAAAAGGCUCACUUCACUGUGCCUUCAGCUUUGGGGCUCGGCGAUCUCGUGUGGAUUCUUUCCAUUGUGGGGGUGCUGGGUCUUCAUUUACCCUACGGAUCACAUGCUUUAUGAACUAGACUGCAUUCUAAAGUGAUACGACAACGUAUCUUCCUAAAUACUCUGUAAAGCAGAUGUUUCACUCUCAGACUGACCUUUCCCAUCACUAGCCUGCAAAGACAGACACGGAGAGGUUUUCCUUUCACAGGCUUGUGGGUGGUGAGUCUCUCUCUAGCAAGAAUUCCUCUGACAAACAUACCCAAACAGCACCCCCCCCUCCUUGGGCUCCGUGCCUCAACAGUUGUUUCCCUGUCUUGGUAUCUGACCGUGGAACAGUGCCUGCCCUUCUCCCACCCACCCCCGAGCCCAAGCAUUAGCGCAGAUAUUCAGGACCGGGGCAGAUCCCUAGCUGCUUUGCCCCCGGAUCUGUCUCCCGUUGCAGAUGCCCCUUUCCCAGGCCCCAAACUCACCUGCCCUUUCACUCUUGUUAUUGUGAAUUUGUGAUGUGGAAACCCUGAUGUGUGCCACCGAGCUUCUAGAAAUGAUUACUGUGAAAUGGAUUAAUUUUUGUACCACUUUAAACCGUGCUCGUAUUCGUGUGUUAGACCAUUGUCAGGUUGGGAAUCUGUACAUUUAAUACUAUGUCAGGAUUUCACUAGAGCCUGAGACAACAGACUUGCUUCUGCUUCCUCUCUUGCUUUAAAAUUGUUGAGUUUAGCUGUUAAAUUUUGUCUCUUUCUGUAGAAGAAAAUGAUUAAUAAUAAUAAAGA
Choloepus didactylus (southern two-toed sloth) is the source of this 5508-nucleotide messenger RNA. RefSeq names its product proline rich and Gla domain 3 (gene PRRG3). Gene Ontology annotation, molecular function: calcium ion binding. Gene Ontology annotation, cellular component: extracellular region. NCBI's taxonomy places the organism in Eukaryota, Metazoa, Chordata, Mammalia, Pilosa, Megalonychidae. The transcript has 4 exons. The record is from RefSeq and is a predicted model, not a curated record. The coding region runs from base 851 to 1546 and encodes 231 amino acids.